Passer domesticus (house sparrow) is the source of this 3446-nucleotide messenger RNA. RefSeq names its product tetraspanin 12 (gene TSPAN12). The transcript has 9 exons. Gene Ontology annotation, cellular component: plasma membrane. The coding region runs from base 278 to 1054 and encodes 258 amino acids. The record is from RefSeq and is a predicted model, not a curated record. Lineage: Eukaryota; Metazoa; Chordata; Aves; Passeriformes; Passeridae.
CGCCGCGGGCUGGCGGAGCGCUGCGGGCGGGGCGGAGGGGCCGGGGCAGCCGCGGGGCCGGGCCGGGCCGGGCCGGACCUUCUCCGGGACCCGACCUUUCCCCGCGCCCGCCGCAGGGCAUGGGCGCCGCGGCUCCGCGCUGCGCUGCCGAGCCCCGGCCCCAUGAGUCCUCGCCGGAGCAAGUGAGUGCGGGAGGCGUCCCGGCGGGCACCGGCGGCCCGGCCUCGGGAGGGAGGAUGUGGUGAGAGGAUGGGGCUGUGUCCCGCGGGGGCUCGCCAUGGCCAGGGAGGACUCGGUGAAGUGCCUGCGCUGCCUGCUCUACGCCCUCAACCUGCUCUUCUGGUUGAUGUCCAUCAGCAUAUUAGGUGUUUCUGCUUGGCUGAGGGACUACCUGAAUAAUGUUCUCACUUUAACUGCAGAAACAAGGGUGGAGGAGGCUGUCAUUUUGACUUACUUUCCUGUGGUCCACCCAGUUAUGAUUGCAGUCUGCUGUUUCCUCAUCAUAGUUGGAAUGCUGGGAUACUGUGGAACGGUGAAAAGAAAUCUGUUGCUCCUUGUCUGGUAUUUUGGAAGCUUGCUUGUAAUAUUCUGCGUUGAACUGGCCUGUGGUGUUUGGACCUACGAGCAGGAAAUAACGAAGUUGGAUGUAUUCUGUUGUGGACAUAACCUUGGAAUGUGUUUAACUCAAGUUCCAGUGCAGUGGUCCGAUAUGAUCACACUGAAAGCCAGGAUGACCAAUUAUGGCUUACCUAGGUACCAGUGGCUGACCCAUGCUUGGAAUUUCUUCCAGAGGGAGUUUAAAUGUUGUGGAGUGGUGUACUUCACAGACUGGCUGGAAAUGACAGAAUUGGACUGGCCACCUGACUCCUGUUGUGUCACAGAGUUCCCAGGAUGCUCUAAGCAGGCACAUCACAAGGACCUCAGUGACCUUUAUCAGGAGUUUCAUGAACAGACUGACCUUAGGGCAUGGUUGUGGGGGAAAUGUGAAGAUGAUGAUGUGGCCUUGGAGGUUUGUUGUGGUCUGAGGACAAGAGGAUCUCUGCCCAUCUUGUGAUUGGGAGCUGCAGUGUAGAUAAAAUGAUUGGUGGGAAUCGAUAUCUUAAAAAAUCCAACUUGCAUGUUCAAUAUUUUCUUUUGGUUUCUGAUAUAGUUUCGAGUAUACUUAAAAUUCACUUUAAUUAAAUUAAUUUUACCUCAAUUUUGGUUUGUUUUAAUAUUUAAUUUUACAACUUGCUUUAAUAUACUUUUGAGUAUACUCAGAAUUUGGAUGUACAAAAGAUUUGUUGAGUUUGCUAAUGGCUUAUCUUUUCUGCUCAGUGGAGUGCUUUAUUUCAGUUCAGAUUCUUAAUUCUAUGAUGAUUCUUACUUCUUUACUUCUAUGAUUAAGUAAAUCAGUAAUAUAUGCUAAAUAAGAAAUACAUUCUUUUUUCUAUCUCAAGACUGAAAGUAUAACACAAAUGAAUCAGGCCUUUAAUCUCUAGCUUUGUAGGAGUCUGAAGCUGAUUCUCCUGAAUGAUUGCUGCAAAGUUUUAUACUAUAUUUGAUUUGUCAACAAGAGCUCCCCAUUUAGUGACAAGCUUUUGCUGAGGGAAGUGUAUUUAUGUACUGUUUAAUUGCAGGCUGCCAACUAUGGAAGUGUCACAUAAGCAGAAAUAAAAUGCAUGAAUGUGAAAUUAACAAGGCUGGCUGUGUUUUCUCAGUUUUGAAACUGAUUUUGAACACGUAUUAGAGCAGAGCUCCAAGAACAUCAUUGAAUGGAGGAAAACAGUCUACCUAGACUGGGCACAAUUUAUCUCAGUUACGUGUCUGUGUACUGCAGGAGAUGUAGGCAUUAAUGUUAUUGCUCUCUGUUAGUGGGUGUUUUCUCUAGGCAACAAAUGAACUAAGUUUGAAUAUUGCUGUGGUGGAACAUUUUAAAAUUGUGACCAGCAUGCACCUUUAUCUGUUUAAGUUAGAAGUUUUAAAAUACAGCCAGUUUCUCUGUAAUUAACAACAAAUUUGGGAAGUGAUAUAGCUGCAACUGCCUUCCAAUUGAAGAAAAGAAGAUGCCAAUGUGAUCAUUUUUGUCCCCCCAUCAAGUCCAAUUACAUUGCUUUUGCUGCAGUGUUGCUUCUUUUUCAUUUGAAAUUUCAAAGAAUACAUGCUUGCUCCUUUUUGUGUGUCUUUGCUGAUGUUUAGAAAAUGAAGCAAUAAAACAAGCAAAGACAUCGAGAUUCUAUAAUUUAUUCUGGUGGAAUUAUCAUAGAGUACAUUAAUUUUAUUUAGAUCCUAAAUGAAAAUCUGUUGACUACAGUGUGAAUUCUGUGUGUGUGGCAAAAAUUGGACCUUACAUCAAAUACUUUUAGGACUGUAGCAUUUUAAAUUGGCUUUGGGGAAAUUAGCUUUGGGGAAUUUAAGUGUGAUUGAAAAGUGUUAUUUAUCAUGUCCUGUCUUCAGAUUUCAUCACUUUGAUCGAUUGCUUUAUUUUCUUAGAAAAGCUAUAAGAAAUAUGAAGUAAGGAUAUAAAUACAAAAAAUAGCAUUCUCAAGACAGUGCCCAUUUUGAUGGAUUCCUGCUGUCUGUGUCUGGGACCAGUGCCCAUCCAGUUUGUUACUCUGAGUUUCCCCUUGAUAUGUAUGUUACUUUGAUAAUUGUGCUGUGAAACCCUGCAAGGCUUAGAAUAGAGAAUAAGCAUCAUGCAGAGCAGCAGAGGCCCCUCUCUUCCUGGUUUUAUCGUCUCUAAGACUGACAUCACCCUUACUGAGUGAUGAGCGUUGUAACUUGUGCUUGCACUGCCAAACAGCAGUUUCCAAAGCUGCUGCCUCUGUGGAUCUGUACAGCCUUACACAGGCUUGGGAGCUUUUCUGAGGCCUUAUGUGGUAGUUGGCCUUGUAAGCAAACUGGAGCCUGCACUGAAGGUUUGGAAAGAGCUAAAUUCCAUUUCUGUGAACAUCAGCUUACAAUGCUUUAACAUAGUCUUCAUGGGAUGUUUUCUGAUGAGGUUACACAGGUCCGUAGGUAUUUCCUACAAUACUGUUUUAGCUUCAGGGUGUAGUAUUAGGUGUAGGAAAAGUCUAAAAGAGUUUAAAAUAAUUGACAACUUUGAAGAUCUUCAAUUUAAAGAGAGAAACAAGAUAAUAAAAAGGAUUUAAAUGCAUUUUAAACCUUCACAAAAUCAGUUCAGUUUCUCUUACAAUUAGUGAGAGUUAAUAGUAAUUCAGAUUAACUUUGAGUGAUUUCUGAAAAGUAGCACAGAUAUCUUUCGGUAAAGUUUCUGUGUAAGAGAUGAGAAAACUUAAAGUUAGCAUUAUGGAAGCAGUUAAAAAGUAGGCAAAAUAAUGUUCAAAAUAUUGUUUGAAGGAAGUGAGAGAUUCUUGUGAGCCAGAAAAGACAGCAGUGAGUAGGAUGAGCUAACCCUGGGAACUGCAACCCAAAUAAUACUGACUGUUUUUUAAUCUAUUUUUGUU